Messenger RNA from Aaosphaeria arxii CBS 175.79, 2351 nucleotides. RefSeq lists its product as uncharacterized. The record is from RefSeq and is a predicted model, not a curated record. The transcript has a single exon. Gene Ontology annotation, cellular component: transcription factor TFIIIB complex. Gene Ontology annotation, molecular function: TFIIIC-class transcription factor complex binding. Bases 94 to 2232 code for a protein of 712 amino acids. Gene Ontology annotation, biological process: RNA polymerase III preinitiation complex assembly. Lineage: Eukaryota; Fungi; Ascomycota; Dothideomycetes; Pleosporales.
GAACUCCUCAACACCCUUCGAGCAAUCUUGCGCCUACGCAUAUUCGACAAGACGCUGUGCCUGCACCACGCGAUUUAAGGUGCCGGAGCCACCAUGUCUUCAGAGGGCGGCUCCGCGCAGCCGCCCGCCGGGGGUACUGAUAAAUCUCAUGCCCUAAAACCGGCGCCAGGUUUCAGUUCCUUCAUCAACAAGAGUGGCGCGGGCAAGAAGUUUGGACCGAAGGCGAUACGUCGAAGACCUGCACCACCAGCUGCUAGCACAAAGGCAGCGGCACCAUCCGAUACCCAAGAAGCAGCCGAGAACGAAGCUCCUCCAGACUCACUGCCUGUCGAAGACACCACCACACAACCCGUAUUACCUACUCCCGCCGCUUCCCAAGGGACGGCUGUUCAAGAUGUGCCUAUUGUUCCUCCAACUGCCGAGCCCCUGCCGACCAUACGCGGCCCCAUUCCCACACCAGAAUCUACGCCCUUGUCGACUGAAGAUGCGAGCAAUGUUCCAACAGAGGUACCCUCGGAGGCACCUAGUGAUCGUCAAGCCGCGGAAGAGUUGGAACCUGAGCGGCCAGCUAAACGACGAAGGACGGAAAAAGCAGCCACCAAGGAAACAGUCAUAGAAACUACAGAACCAGCUCUGGAAUCCUCGACCGCAGAUUCCGAAUCAACCAGACCCGAAGAUGUGCCUGUUCAAUCUAGAGACGAUAUACCAAUUGAUCCCGCGCUUGAACCUACUGCUGGAAAAGUAACUGCGGCGGGCGGGAAUCAGGUUGUACAAGAAGAGUCGCCUACAACCCGACGACGACGGACAUUGCCAUGGCAGGCUGUAAAUAAACCAACAGUUGAAGAAGAAAAUGAAGAGACGGGCGCAGGCGAAUCUCAGACAGAGGCACCGGCAGAAGAGACUAGAUCUAGGACAAGGGCCAAACCAAAACCAAAACCGGUACGUCGCCGAGGGAAGAAGCAGGAUGCUGGAGCAGAUGCAAAUGGAGCGGAUGUGAAUGGAGAGGUCGUGAACCCAGAGGAAGAAGCAGAUUCAGCGCCACCCGUAGCCCCAAAAACUCGCAGGACCAGAAAGACGAAAGCUGCAGCUGCCACCCAAACUCCAGAUGGCGAAGCACAGGAAGGAGAAUCAGCAGAGCCCCCAGCUCCCAAACCCAAGAAGAAGCGGGCCCCGCGAAAGAAAAAGAGCCCAACAGCAGAAUCAGGCACUCGCGAAGAAGCCGACGGCGAAAACCAGGACCUCCCUCCCUCUCAACGGCGUCGUGCCGAACGCGAAGCCACACCCUCAGAUGCCGAGGACCAAAUGAUAGACCCUGGAGCCACAUUCAUGGACAAUCUCGCAUCCCGCAACAUCAAAAUCGGCAGACUCUCCCAGCGGGAACGAAAAAUGCGCGAAAUCAACUGGGAAGAAGUACGCCAGCGGCAACGAGCCGAAGAAGCCCUCGUCACCAGCGCCGAAGCCCGCAACGCCGUCGACGCAGCCCUAAACGAAGCCGGCGAAGCCCGCGACGCAACCACCAACAUCGGCAGCGGGCCGCAACUCCAACUCAUCAACGGCCAAAUGGUCCUCUCAACCAACAACAACGGCGUCCGCGAGUCCCAACUCGACGCCGAAAUCGACAUGAUGGAAGAAAUCCAAGAAGACGACCUCACCACCCGCAUCACCAGCCGCUCCUUCAUGAAGAACGACAAGCGCCACCCGCAGGAAUUCAUGCUCCCCGGCCAAGGCAAGCGCUGGAACGCAGAAGCCACAGAGCACUUCUACGCGGGGCUCGCCCGCUUCGGCACUGACUUCAUGAUGAUCUCUUCCCUGUUCCCGGGCACCACGCGCCGGUCUAUCAAAACCAAGUUCGUCCGCGAGGAGCGCGAGAACCCAGCCCGCAUCAAGCAGGUCCUCAACGCGCCGCGCCGCAACAACGACUGGGAAAGCUACCUCACGCACUCCGGCCGCACCAACGACGAGUUCAAAGACACGGACAACAUCAUGCGGGAGCUCGCCGAGGAGGAAGCACGCAUGCGCAUCGAGAUCAACGCCGCGAAGGAGGUCGCAGAAGAAGAACGCAAACAGCGACACGCGGCGGGUAUCUUCAGCGACAACGAAGACGGAGGCGACAAGGAGAACGGGAAGAAGAAGGGCCGCAAGAGGAGGGGCCAGCAAGCUGCCAACGUGGGCGGCUUUGCGCUUCGACCCGGAGAGGAGAUCGUGGAUGAUGACGAGAUGCCUGAUUUUUGAGACGAUAUACGCUGUUUAUGCUGCUGGGAUCUUUUUCCCGUUUUUCCCCCACUUGUUUUACGCCUUUUGUACCAGAUAUAUAUAUGACAUGAUACCCAAACCUUCUAUCUAGACAGACA